Messenger RNA from Penicillium paradoxum, 432 nucleotides. Its product is annotated as single-stranded DNA-binding protein. Gene Ontology annotation, cellular component: mitochondrial nucleoid. The coding region runs from base 1 to 432 and encodes 143 amino acids. NCBI's taxonomy places the organism in Eukaryota, Fungi, Ascomycota, Eurotiomycetes, Eurotiales, Aspergillaceae. The transcript has 3 exons. Gene Ontology annotation, biological process: mitochondrial DNA replication; positive regulation of helicase activity. The record is from RefSeq and is a predicted model, not a curated record. Gene Ontology annotation, molecular function: single-stranded DNA binding.
AUGUCCGCCUUCCUCUCCUCUCUGCGCCCAGGCCUGCGCAUGGCCAACGCUGCCCAGACCGCCCGCGCCUUCAGCACCUCGCCCGCCCAUUCCAUCGCCCGCCUGACCCUCACCGGCCGCCUCGGCGCGGAGCCCGAGCUCCAUGCUACCUCCUCCGGCCAGGAGGUCGUCAAGUAUAACGUCGCCACCUCCCACGGCUCCAAGGACAACCGCCAGACCAGCUGGUUCCGCAUUAUUAACUUCGUCCCCGAGGGUCCCCAGCGCGAUUACAUCCUUGGUUUGCAGAAGGGUACCCUCCUGUAUGUUGAAGGCGAUGCUAGAAUGAACACCUAUGAAGAUGCAGAGGGCCACACCCGGUCCUCGCUGAGCGUUGUGCAGCGUACCCUCGAGGUCCUCAAGCGUCCUGAGAACCACUCCGGCGAGUCCCGCUAA